Molecule: messenger RNA, 2102 nt
Organism: Microtus oregoni (creeping vole)
Lineage: Eukaryota; Metazoa; Chordata; Mammalia; Rodentia; Cricetidae
Product: iron-sulfur cluster assembly 1 homolog, mitochondrial
Exons: 4
Coding region: 102-491 (129 amino acids)
Biological process (GO): iron-sulfur cluster assembly
Cellular component (GO): cytoplasm; mitochondrion
Molecular function (GO): 2 iron, 2 sulfur cluster binding
Source: RefSeq, a predicted model, not a curated record
GCCUGCGCAGAAGCUUGUGGCGUCAAAGAGCCAGCCGUGUCCAUGGAGCGAGGCUGAGGGGUCACGCUCCGGCCGGAGGCUGCGGGCGCCGCGCCGUGACCAUGUCGGCGUCGUUGGUCCGCGCCACCGUGCGGGCCGUGAGCAAGAGGAAGCUGCAGCCCACGCGAGCGGCGCUCACGCUGACCCCCUCAGCUGUGAACAAGAUAAAACAACUUCUUAAAGACAAGCCAGAGCAUGUGGGUCUGAAAGUUGGCGUGCGAACCAGGGGCUGUAAUGGCCUCUCUUACACCCUGGAGUAUUCAAAGACAAAAGGAGAUUCUGAUGAAGAAGUUAUUCAAGAUGGAGUCAGAGUGUUCAUCGAAAAGAAAGCACAGUUAACACUUUUAGGAACAGAAAUGGACUAUGUGGAGGACAAACUGUCCAGUGAGUUUGUUUUCAAUAACCCCAACAUCAAAGGAACUUGUGGCUGUGGUGAAAGCUUUAACAUUUGAAACCUCAGGACUCCAAGCUCCGGGAGAGCCGGGAUCUACCUGGGAGCUUACUGAAGAAAUCAUGUGACUGUCAUGUUUCAGAGUUUAUGAUGUGCGGCCACCUCAGGGGGGAAUAAAGUGAUGCAGCCACUGUGCUAAUCCCGAAAAGCUGGUAUCUGUGUUGUCUGUAAAGCCCAGAAACUGGGAAAACAUUGUUUUCUUUAAGUCAUUCUCCUGUUCUGUACAGAAAACCCCUGCGCUGCUCUUAACUCUGUAGCUUUGUUCUUUGCGCUAGGACCAACUUCGUGGCCAUUGCUUUGCCGGGAGCUGAGGGAACGGGUAACAGGUGUGCACCCAGAGAUUCUAGUGAGUGGAUUGAGACAUCUCCUCGCCCCCUUCUCAUCUCCCAGGCAGGACAGCUGUGGGUAACAGUGUAGUGGUCCCUCAUUUCCCUCACAUUCGCCAUGGCCUUAUACAUUUUAUUAGAAAUAUGAUCAUCGGACACCUUCUUCCCGCCCUUCAGUAGUUCCAGAUUUCUGAGUGAUGGUGUCAGAAGGUGGGAGCUGCCAGACCUGGUCUCGGUCCAUCCCCUAGCGCAUGCUUCGAGAUGGUUGGCUUAGACCUUUCCAUUGGAAGCUGUGACAAGCAGCCAGCUAGCUCACCGCACUUAACCCUGUGUGUAUGAAGACCAGACCUGAUAAGUUAGAGAGCUAGGACCAUACCCAGCUCUCCCUUCCUCACAGGUGACCCCAGUACUGUAUGAGACACUCAGGAGGUGAGUGGUGCCUGCCUUCCAUGCCUGGGCAGCAUUUUGAUACGACUUUAAUUUAUAGACUGCAUUUGUUUUCUUCUGAAUGGAAGAGCCUUGUUUAAGCUCUUUUAUUUGAAUUGCCAUCUUGCUUGUUUAGAGCUUUGAAACCAUAGUUUCUUUUUUUUUUUUUUUUUUUUUUGGUUUUUUGAGACAGGGUUUCUCUGUGGCUUUGGAGCCUGUCCUGGCACUAGCUCUUGUAGACCAGGCUGGUCUCGAACUCACAGAGAUCCGCCUGCCUCUGCCUCCCGAGUGCUGGGAUUAAAGGCGUGCGCCACCACCGCCCGGCUGAAACCAUAGUUUCUUACAGAGAUCCUGCAGCAGAAGAAUUUACUCUUGGAGCACAGGGCCUAUGGAGCAGACAUGGAGGUGUCUUCUUAGUUCCCAAUACGCAUAUAUUUCCUGGUUCCUAAAUGAAAUUGCUGAAGUUUUCAUAUUUUUUAACAGCAGUUUUUUUGAGUCAUCAUUUUGCUGUAUAGUAUAGGCCAUCCUGACUGGCGACCCUCCUGCUUCAGCCUUCUGAGAUAUGUGCCACCAUACCUGAAUCCCAAGUUUUUCUUAAAAGUGAUCUUACCUUGACCUGUGUUUGACAUCUUAAGUAACCUGGAGUUCUUUUGUGGAAGGCUGUUUCUCACAAAGUAGCUGAGUUUCAUAUUUGCGCUAGUUACUAAAAUUCCUACCACCAAAAUGCACCACCUUGUAGUUUUAUAUGAUUGUUAUGAGUUUGUUAUCAUAAAUAGAAUUGUUGAUACAUCUUUAAUUUGUGCAAUAUUGUAUGUAGAGAUUGAGUAUCAAUUAAAAAACUCACCUCUUUGUGAUCCUAA